CGCCUGCGGGGAGUUGGGAGGGGGACCCUGAGGGCCCGUCCCUAUGGUUUGGCUGGGGUCCGUGUUUAUGGGCGGGGAUGGUGGCAGUGGUGGCCGCCAUUGGUGCCUCAGCUCCUGCCGCUACCGUACGUGUUCACUCUUUCUCCUGCAGGUCAAGAUGAGGGCUGGUGGAACAUCUGAAACCAAGGCUCCGAACGAUGAAGUUCAGCAGCUCCUCUUGACUGUCAAGGAUCAGGUGGAGGAGAAGUUGGGUCGGACGUUGGCAGAGUUCAAGCUCCUCUCCUACAAGACUCAAGUGGUGGCUGGACGAAACUACUUUGCCAAGAUUGACAUCGGCGAUGGUGAGGUGAUUCACCUGCGCGUGUACGAGGACCUCCAGCGGAGGGUGACCCUACACUCCGUGCAGGUCGAAAAGAGUCUCCAUGAUGACAUUUCUUACUUCUGAAGCCUCACCUUGGAAAUCCCAAAUUGUUUUCCAUCGUACCACUUUCUUCGGCAGCCUUGUCAACAAUGUGGCUAAUCCUCAAAAGUUUAACAAUGUGGCUAAUCCUCUAAAGUUUAUACCAUCAUUAAUUCCAAUCCCAACUAUUUCCAAAUUGCACAUUGAUUAUCUGACCUCGAAAGAAGAAGCGAUUGGAUAGCUAGUCUGAUGCACUAGACUACUGAAAACGGUUUAAUAUAAUCUUGAAGGAUAAAUGCACAUAGUUGAAUCUGUUACAUUGUUACACGUAGCUUAAGAAAAUGGUGAUUUAUUAUGAGUGUUUUGCUUUAGUCUUAGUUAUAAUGGUGAUGCACCAGUUGUUGUUCACAUGUGUUGAUAAAGUUAUAUGAUAGUGAAGACAAAAGUGACCUGUUAUUACCAUAUAGCAUCAACAGUCACUUUUUAUAAUUUUUAUAUAUCUUAAAUUUCUCAUUUAAACAUUUUAAUUUUGGCUUCAUAUUGUUAUUUAACCUUCUCCUUUUAGAAUACGAGUAGACUUUAUUACAUAUAUUUUUUAUAUUGGAAUUAGUGAAUAUUAAAGUAUGAAGUAUUAUAA
Molecule: messenger RNA, 1037 nt
Organism: Procambarus clarkii (red swamp crayfish)
Lineage: Eukaryota; Metazoa; Arthropoda; Malacostraca; Decapoda; Cambaridae
Product: cystatin-B
Cellular component (GO): cytosol
Molecular function (GO): cysteine-type endopeptidase inhibitor activity
Source: RefSeq, a predicted model, not a curated record